GGAUGCGAGGGCUGUCUUUUGACGGUCGGCUGUCAACAACUCGUCGGCGAGGAAGCAAGAGUGACAUUUGCUAAGCUAAGAGUAUAUGACUUAUUUUUCUACCAACGCCUGAUUUAUUUUCCCUAUUUGUGGUAUUAGGCAGGACGAGUAAUGUCCUGACGCGAGUUACCCAGUUGGCUAGUUCCGAGCUAGCUACUACGUAGCUGGCUUUGGUGUUGUAAGGACUGACUGCAGUCAAGUGUGGUGGCGUGGCCAGCCAUUAAAACUAUCAAUCGUCUCGAAACGACUCCAGGUAUCCUGCUUCCUCCUGAGAGAUAUUCCAAUUAGAGCAGCCUGCCAUGGAUCCCUUUGACAGUAACAAUUCAGAGCGAGCCAGCCUGCCAAGGAACAUGAUUGAGAAUAGCAUGUUUGAAGAAGAGCCUGACAUUGUGGAUCUGGCCAAAGACUCUACAGCAUAUCCGACAUUUCCAAGUCUUGACCCAGAUGAGGUAGUGUAUGAGCCUCGCAGCUCUCGCCUGCUGGUGCGAGGGCUCGGUGAGAAUGAUGUGGAUGACGAUGAGGAGGACUGUGAGUCGUCAGCUCGACUACUAGGCAUGUCUUUCAUGAAUCGCAGCUCUGCCCAGAGAUCUAACUCCUCCCCUUACGCCAGACAGGCCCCACCAAGAUCUUGUUCACCUCCCUCAGCCCGCACCACAGUUGUGUGUGUGUUAUUUCUGGUAAUAGUGGCCUCCAUGACAAUGGUAUUGUACUUUUUGCCUGGGUGCACCUUUACUAAGAAGGGUUGCCCAAAACCCGAAAACAAGACGUCUAAUGGCACUGAUGACGAACUCUUCCCAUGGGCAGAAUUCCGCCUUCCUCGCAGCAUAAGUCCUCUCAGCUAUGACCUCACCUUGAGCCCCGACUUUAACAACAUGGCUUUUACUGGCCACACUGUCAUCAACAUGUCAGUACUUCACAACACCAAACGCAUUGUCUUGCACAGUGCUAAUCUCAACAUUACCAAAGCUACUUUCAAGCUUGGUGAUGGGGACGCCAGUGAAGUUAAUAUUCUCGAAUAUAAACCCAGACAGCAGAUAGCUGUUAAGUUCUCUGAAGAACUGAAAGCAGGACAGAACUGUGUGCUGACUCUGGAUUACACUGCUGAUCUAUCGCACACCUACAGUGGUUUCUACAACAGUUCUUACACAGAUGAAGAUGGUAACAAAAGGGUUCUAGCUGCUACCCAGUUCGAGCCACUCUAUGCUCGGAUGGCCUUCCCUUGCUUUGAUGAGCCAUUAUUCAAAGCCACUUUUAAGGUUAAAAUCAACAGGAAACCAGAAUACAUGACCCUCUCCAAUAUGCCCAAGGUGAAGACAACGUUGCUUCCCAAUGGCUUUAUGCAGGACGAAUUUGCAAAGACCAAUGUCAAAAUGAGCACCUACUUGGUGGCAUUCAUCGUUGGCAACUUCACCCCCACCAGCAAAAACAUCUCUGACAUUGUGGUGUCCGUGUACAGUGUCCCAGAGAAGAGGGAUCACACCGACUACGCUCUAGACACAGCAUCCAAACUACUGGAGUUUUACAAUGACUUCUUUGAAAUUAAAUAUCCUCUCCAGAAACUAGAUUUGGUAGGCAUUCCAGACUUUUUGGCUGGAGCUAUGGAGAACUGGGGCCUGAUCACCUUCAGAGAGACGACCCUGCUCGUGGGGAGACAAUCCUCUCCUAUGGAAAAACAAGUUGUUGCUUCGGUCAUUGCUCAUGAGCUGGCUCAUCAGUGGUUUGGAAACUUGGUUACAAUGAGCUGGUGGAGUGACCUUUGGCUAAAUGAAGGCUUUGCAACCUACAUGCAGUACAUGUCUUUGCAGAAAGUGCUGCCACAGCUGGACAUUGGCAACUUGUUCUUAGCCAUGAGGUUCCGUGCCAUGGACAAAGAUGCACUCAACUCCUCCCACGCCGUGUCUACUGAAGUAAACACAGCGGAGCAGGUGGAAGAGAUGUUUGACUCGGUCUCCUAUGAGAAGGGGGCUUCCAUUCUUCUGAUGUUGAACGCCUCCUUGCCAGGUGAUCAGCAGUUCAGAAAAGGUAUCAUUCAGUAUCUGAAACAGUUCAGUGGAUUAAACACAGACACCGGUGACCUCUGGAACAGUCUUACAGAGGUUGAAGUCCCAAAUCAGCAUCCCAAUGUGUCAGAGAUGAUGGGGUCAUGGACAUACCAGAAAGGCUUCCCAUUGGUUACCGUGUCCCGCAAGGGGGAUCAGGUGACAUUAACACAGGAGCACUUCCUGCUCAAGUCGGACGACACCUUACACUCCUCCAGCAUGUGGACUGUUCCAGUGACGUAUGUGAAUGACAGCUGUAGCUUGUCUCCGGAGUGUGCACAGUUGUUCACUCUGAGUACCAAGUCAGGGACUUUUAAGGUGCCAGAAAGUGUGAAGUGGCUGAAGCUGAACUACAAGAAUACAGGCUUCUAUAUUGUCGACUAUGGUGAUGAUGGUUGGGGUUCUCUGAGAGACGCUCUAUCUAACAACGUCAAAGUUCUCACACAGGAGGACCGUGCCUCGCUGAUACACAACAUCUUCUCUCUCUCCAAACUGGGACGUGUGUCCUUCCGUCAAGUCCUCAGCCUCCUAAACUACAUGCCCAAUGAAACUGAGACGUCUCCUGUGAGAGAGGCCUUGCUGCAGCUCAACAACAUUUAUCAUCUACUCUACAAGCGAUACGAACAAGGCCUUGUCACACGCAUGAAGUUGUACAUUCUGAAACAAUUUGGUGCGCUGAUGGAGAACCAAACAUGGACCAAGGAGGAGAGUGUGUCCAAGCAGGAGUUGCGUUCAGCCCUUCUGGAGACCGCUUGCUAUCUGGAUGAAGAAAAAUGCACGCAGCAAGCCAAAACCUUGUUUAAGCAGUAUGUCGACUCCAAUGGAACCACCCAGAUCCCAGGAGAUCUGCAGCAAGUUGUAUUCAGUGUGGCGGCUCGGUCCAUUGAUGACUGGGGAACACUGCUCAACAUGUAUCAGUAUGCCACCUAUGACUCAGAGAAGCAAAAGAUCCUACAGGGAUUAGCUUCCACUCAGGACACAGGCAGUAUCAUAUGGCUUCUCAGUGCAGGAUUACACGGCAAUGUCAUCCCAACACAGGAGCUUCCUUUAGUCAUCAGCACUGUCUGCAGAAGCUUUCCUGGCAACUUGUUUGCUUGGGAUUUCAUUCAGGAGAACUGGAACAGGCUCAUAGAAAAGUUUCCAGUAGGUUCCUUUGCCAUCCAAAGAAUAAUCAAGUCUGCCACUUCUCAGUUCUCCACACAGUCACAUCUUAAUCAGGUGCAGAGUUUCUUGUCCAGUCUGAAGGAACGCGGCUCUCAGUUGCGAAGUGUACAGGAAGCUUUGGAUACCAUACGACUAAACCAACGCUGGAUGGAGAGAAACCUUCCUUCGUUCCACAAAUGGCUGUAAUGCAGGCACACUUUUCAAUUUUCUCUCCACCCUUGCCUCCGAUAUCAGUUAACAUGACCCACGAGGGUACAUUGUCAAGGCAACUGUUUGCACUAUUGUCUCCUAGCUCUGUUGAAGCAGGCCUGAGUACAAGUCAGUGCUCAAGCUGACGGAGUGAUCCUCUCAUGUAUUGCUCCUGUGAGAUGUUAGCUAGCUCAGGAUGGCUCUGAUUGUAUCUGACAGUGUGAUGUCAGGUCUAAACACUCCUCACACUUGAAGCUGUCGACCAAACCUUACAACAGACAAUCAUGCUGUCCAUUUUGCUUUACAGACACUUGCCUCCGUCAGCCUUUUUCCCAGCCAUUGCAUGAGCUGGUCAAGCUCUGCUCCGAAAUGUAAUAUGAACAAUGACAACAUUACAGUAUUUAUUUCCUGCCCAUAAUGCCUGGACUACAUCUUUGCUUUAAUAUAUUGACUCUGCUGUCAGGGAUUCCUCAUGGGCUUGCUACCUAAAUUUCCGAAGUUUCCUCUUGGUCAAAUCUGCACAGCAUCAAGGUCAGCUUGUAAUUAUGCAUUCUGUAUAUUAAUGAAAGCUGGAGCAUCUGUUUCAUUACUAAUACGGACCUUGGCUGAUUGUGCAUAAGAAGCCCUUCUCACUGUGUACAGUAGAUGGGGCAGUAUACCACUGUGCUGCUUUCAAGCAACCAACGUGUCUUGAACUGAAGCGGGCAGCACACCGGAUACACAUUGACUUCAUUCUUUCCAUUUCUCUCCAAAAUCCCAGUUUGAUAUAUCUUAAGAGUAGCGAUCACUAAAUUCAGUUUUGGACAUGUGCUGGCAAAACAGUUGAUUCAAUGUAAAGCUAUUUGGGUCAAACAGCAGUUUGGACAUGCUAUUUUUACGUGACAAAACCUGAUUUUAGCCUUCGCUUGUGUACAUAAAAUGUAAAGAGGGCAUUUAUUACAAGAAUAUGAUCAAGGCUCUUGCACAGACACUUUUUACUGUGUUUCUUUGAUGCAUACCACCGCUGGGAGGUCGCUUGCUGAGGAAUUGUUUAAGGGCUAAGAAUGUUUAUAUGGAGAAUCUGACCUCAUCUUGAUACAAAGGUUUAAAGUUACUCCAGCUCCAGAGUAAAGAGCUGUCUAACUAUUUAUUAUCUUUACUGGACCCCCAGCCCACCCCCACCCCAUUUUGUUGGUUCCCAAAUGUGUUCAGUGACAUGUACGGAGAUUAAUUUUGACCAUACACAUUUAACAUCUUGUCACAUUUCAGGAGUUACCAUGUAUGUUCCAGAUUCCCAUUUAAAAGCACAGCGUUUCCGGUUCAAUCUGCACCUUUUGUGCAUGUUUGUAGUCGCCAGCGAUAAUGUAAACACUCAUUGAAACGGUGUGGACUGAGACAGGAGAUUACAUUACACGAGGCGUAACCUUUCUGAAGCUCUGACAAAGUGCAGCUAUGCUGAAGAUACACAUCAAGUCAUGGGACUCAAUACAUCAGCACAUCAUCUGAUUGUCUCUGAUGACCUGAGCAGACCUUUCACCCAACGUGCCGAAAUGCAAAAUGAUGCUUUGUUGACAUUACGCAAACACAAAUCGUGUUUGUUGUAAGAGGUUUUUUGUGAUGAUUAAAUCUGGGUGGCUCAGGGCGUACAGUGUUGUCUCUCACUGGUUCCCUUACCUAAACUGGUCCUGAGUCCUUUGACUUUAAAUACCCUUUAGACAAAGUAACAACCAUGUUGUUCAUUGUAAGUACAUCCAACGUUUUAUUUAUUAUUAAAAUGUACCAAAUGUACUAUUAAUAAAGCAACAGCAACCUCUUUUUUUACAGACAUCUUGCAAAAUUGUGCAGAAUCCUCCAAUCAGAUCAUUAGACAGGUGUGAUGAGGUCAUCUCCAAAGUGUGGUUUGAUGAACAAAGUGCUUGUCAGCCUGUUGUUAACUCCAGGGUUGUAGAAGGUAAGUGUUAGCACUCCUCUAGUCUAUGCCUCCUCCAUGAUACUGCAUUUCAUUAGACGUUGUCACAGAAUCAUGGAGGAGGUUCGGGUGAUGAAUGCUCACAGAUGUGAAAAUGUGUUUCGGAAGCAUUUAGCAAAAAGCUGCCAAAGUGCAUAAUUUUUAUUGUAGGAGCUUUGAUUAUCAAAGGCUCUUGUCCAGCGAUUUAUCAGCAAAUAAAUCACUGAGGAACAUGUGCAACGAGCGAUCAAUAAUGAUGUCCUUUUUUUGCACUUGGAUUAAUUAAAUUAUUUCUGUAUUUCAUUUUGGGGGUGAGGCUGUGUGUGAACAAAUGUUAAAUAAAGUUUUCUUUUUAUGGUG
Molecule: messenger RNA, 5718 nt
Organism: Doryrhamphus excisus (bluestripe pipefish)
Lineage: Eukaryota; Metazoa; Chordata; Actinopteri; Syngnathiformes; Syngnathidae
Gene: lnpep
Product: leucyl/cystinyl aminopeptidase
Biological process (GO): regulation of blood pressure; peptide catabolic process; proteolysis
Cellular component (GO): cytoplasm; plasma membrane
Molecular function (GO): zinc ion binding; metalloaminopeptidase activity; peptide binding
Source: RefSeq, a predicted model, not a curated record